AUGGCUGAGAUCACACUGACAGACUGCAAAGUGAGCGAGUGCAAGAGCGAGAAUCAGAGACUGGCCGACGAGCUGGCCAACAUCAAGAGAAAGUACCUCGGUCACAAGAAGCUGCAGAGCGAAUCAAAGAAUAUGAAUAAAGUGGAACACGUGGAGCGUCUGCCGCAGCUGAUCAACAAGCCACAUUUCACCGGAGGAGGCUUUAGGAUUGAGAACCCGACCAGGAGACUGCAGAUAUAA
Messenger RNA from Knipowitschia caucasica, 240 nucleotides. The record is from the annotation of a GenBank genome assembly. NCBI's taxonomy places the organism in Eukaryota, Metazoa, Chordata, Actinopteri, Gobiiformes, Gobiidae.